AUGUAUAAUACAGUUUGGACAACGGAAAAAGCCGGUGAGGAAGGAGACUGGCGGGACGUGAUGAUGCCCUACUCCACGGAGCUGAUAUUUUAUCUGGAAAUGGACCAACAACCUCCAGCUCUUCCUCCAAAGCCAGCGAAGCCCCAGCAGACCUCGUCGGUCGGGGUGGGAGGCGUCAGCAGUAACGGUGCCAAGGACGGAGGAGGAGGAGGAGGAGGAGGAGCAGGAGGGUCGCUGCAGGAGGCAGAGUGGUACUGGGGCGACAUAUCCAGGGAGGAAGUGAACGAUAAGCUCAGAGACAUGCCUGAUGGGACUUUCCUGGUUCGGGACGCCUCCACAAAGAUGCAGGGUGACUACACGCUCACACUGAGGAAAGGAGGCAACAACAAGCUGAUAAAGAUCUACCACCGAGACGGGAAGUACGGCUUCUCCGACCCGCUGACGUUCGGCUCGGUGGUGGAGCUCAUCAGCCACUACAGACACGAGUCUCUGGCUCAGUACAACACCAAACUGGACGUCAAGCUCAUGUACCCCAUCUCCCGCUUCCAGCAGGACCAGCUGGUAAAGGAGGAUAAUAUCGACGCUGUGGGGAAGAAGCUGCAGGAAUACCACAAUCAGUACCAAGAGAAGAGCAAAGAGUACGACAGACUGUACGAAGAAUACACAAAGACGUCGCAGGAGAUCCAGAUGAAGCGGACGGCCAUCGAAGCUUUCAACGAGACCAUCAAGAUCUUCGAGGAGCAGUGCCACACGCAGGAGCGCUACAGCAAGGACUACAUCGAGCGUUUCCGGCGCGAGGGCAACGACAAAGAGAUCGAGCGGAUCAUGAUGAACUACGAGAAGCUCAAGUCUCGGCUCGGAGAGAUCCACGACAGCAAGGUGCGGCUGGAGCAGGACCUGAAGACACAAGCCAUGGACAACCGCGAGACGGACAAGAAGAUGAACAGCCUGAAGCCCGACCUCAUACAGCUCCGCAAGAUCAGGGACCAGUAUCUAGUCUGGCUAAAUCACAAAGGAGUUCGACAGAAACGAAUUAACGACUGGCUGGGAAUCAAGAACGAGAACACUGACGAAGGCUACUUUGUGACCGAGGAGGACGAGAACUUGCCUCACUACGACGAGAAGAGCUGGUUCGUGGGCGACCUGAACAGGACGCAGGCCGAGGAGCUGCUGAUCGGGAAGCCGGACGGAGCGUUCCUCAUCCGGGAGAGCAGCAAGAAAGGCUGUUACGCCUGCUCCGUCAUUGUUGAAGGCGAGGUGAAGCACUGCGUCAUCUACAGCACGCCGCGAGGCUUCGGCUUCGCUGAGCCCUACAACCUGUACAGCAGCCUGAAGGACCUGGUGCUCCACUAUCACCAGACCUCCCUGGUGCAGCACAACGACUCGCUCAACGUGCGCCUCGCCUACCCCGUCUACGCACAGAUGCCCUCCGGACGCAGAUGA
Molecule: messenger RNA, 1443 nt
Organism: Scomber scombrus (Atlantic mackerel)
Lineage: Eukaryota; Metazoa; Chordata; Actinopteri; Scombriformes; Scombridae
Gene: pik3r3b
Product: phosphoinositide-3-kinase, regulatory subunit 3b (gamma)
Exons: 9
Coding region: 1-1443 (480 amino acids)
Biological process (GO): insulin receptor signaling pathway; phosphatidylinositol phosphate biosynthetic process
Cellular component (GO): phosphatidylinositol 3-kinase complex
Molecular function (GO): 1-phosphatidylinositol-3-kinase regulator activity
Source: RefSeq, a predicted model, not a curated record